This is a messenger RNA of Mercurialis annua (annual mercury), 2191 nucleotides long. RefSeq names its product O-fucosyltransferase 19-like. Bases 143 to 1885 code for a protein of 580 amino acids. Lineage: Eukaryota; Viridiplantae; Streptophyta; Magnoliopsida; Malpighiales; Euphorbiaceae. The transcript is spliced from 8 exons. The record is from RefSeq and is a predicted model, not a curated record. Gene Ontology annotation, cellular component: cytoplasm.
ACAAUUAAAAAACAGCAUAACAACAAACAAAAAAUUUAUACUUCACAACCAUUAAUUUAAAUAAUUAUAUUCUUUAUAAUCUCCAUUUAUUCAUCAAUCAAUUCUUCUUUUUAAUUUGAUUUCUUAUUGUAUAUAAAUUUCCAUGUCAAGUUCAGAAAACUCAUGCAAUUACGUGACAAGGCGGCGUACCGUGUUGGAUUUAAUAGAAUCGCAAGAUUAUGGCGGUGGUGGUGAUGGUGGCGGACACAUGUCGUCGAUGAGAAACCGGGCAGCUUUCUUGCAUAAGAGGGUAAAGUACUUACCGGAACUUGUUCGGCCGGGAAAGGUUUUCGGGAGGUGGAUAUUUGCUAGCUUGAUGAUUAUGGCAUUUCUUACCAUGGUUAAAAAGGUUGAAUUGAUCAAUAACUUGCCGGUGAUUUCGGAGAAAGCUCAUUUCUUGAUUCGUCCGGUAGCUAGGGUUGGUAGCUCGGAUGUUCAUGAUAUUGUGAAGGAAGAAAGGUCGGUUAUCGGAGGUUUUGAUUCCGAUUGGAAACCUCCUUCGAGGUUGAUCUUACCGGUUAGACUUGAACUUUUCGAACAUAACCCAGAACUUUGGACGAAGCCUAUCAGCGAUAAUUUCUAUAAGUGCAUCAACCGAUCGAGAAGUGAAAAAAAGACGACAAAUGCCACGAAUGGAUAUCUUCUAGUUCAUGCAAAUGGUGGAUUGAAUCAAAUGAAAAUUGGGAUAAGUGACAUGGUUGCCGUAGCCAAAAUUAUGAAUGCCACUUUGGUCCUUCCUUCUUUAGAUAAUUCUUCAUUUUGGACUGAUUCAAGUGAUUUCAAAGCUAUAUUUAAUUGGAAGCACUUCGUUGGAGUAUUAAAAGAUGACAUUGAAGUUGUGGAGUCUCUUCCAAAUCAACUUGCAUCACUAAAGCCAUUACAGAAACCUCCUGUUUCUUGGUCCAGGCCUAAUUAUUACAGAAAUAAUAUUGCUUCCUUAUUAAAGAAGCAUAAGGUCAUCAAAUUUACGCACUCGGAUUCUCGCCUUUCUAACAAUGGUGUCGCUGCAUCGAUACAAAGACUUCGUUGUCGCACAAUGUACGAGGCAUUGAGGUUUACUGACGAAAUUGACAAACUGGGAAGGAAAUUUCUCGAUAGACUUACGACUAAUGGUGAACAAUUUAUCGCUCUUCAUCUAAGAUAUGAAAAGGAUAUGCUUGCUUUUACAGGAUGUAGUCAUAAUCUUACUAAAAUGGAAGAUAAAGAACUAAGAAGAAUGAGAUUAAAAGUAAAGCAUUGGAAGGAAAAGAAUAUUAAUAGUACGCAACGACGAAUCGACGGGCUAUGCCCUAUGACACCGAGAGAGAUUGCGGUAUUCCUCGAGGCAAUGGGGUACCCACAUGAUACAAAAAUCUAUAUAGUUGCGGGCGAAAUUUACGGAGAAAAUGGAAUUAAAGCACUUCAAGCAAAAUAUCCAAACAUUUAUACUCAUUCUACACUAGGAACAAAGGAAGAAUUGAAACCAUUCAAGAAUGGUCAAAAUAAACUUGCUGCACUUGAUUACAUUGUAGCAGUUGAAAGCAAUGUUUUUGUCUAUAGCUAUGACGGUAAUAUGGCCAAGGCAGUCGCAGGACAUAGAAGAUUUGAAGGUUUUCGGAAAACCGUUAGCCCCGACAAAUAUAAUUUUGUACGAUUGAUCGACCAAUUAGACAACGGUAUGAUGUCUUGGGAAGAGUUUUCAAGAAAAGUUAGAAAGCUACAUAGAGAUAGAAUUGGAGCUCCUCACCGUAGAGUGCCAAGAAAAUCUCCCAGAGACGAGGAGAACUUUUACGCAAACCCUUUCCCAGCCUGCAUUUGUGACAAGUCAAGAUCAAGAAUCUUGCAGACAAUUAACUUAUUAAAAUAGGGUUAGCCAACCAGUUCAAAUAAGGUACUAGAGUUGUGUAAAACACUAACCUAUUUGGCUCUAAUAGCCAAUCAAACUGUAUAGAUCAUCAGAGGAUAACAAUGCCUAGAUCAAGAAAUAUAAACAGAAAGAAUGCAACAGAAGUUGUACAGUGAUUCAGUGAGUCUCUUGGACAGAAUAUGCAACUGAGUGAGAUGUUUUUAGCCCGAGAAAUAGAAGCAAACAGUUUUGUAUAAUGUUCAUGCGCCUGUCCUUUUUUUUUUUUACAGAAACAAAGUUUUCAAGAAUUAGACUAGAAUGAUUAUG